Messenger RNA from Lethenteron reissneri (Far Eastern brook lamprey), 2483 nucleotides. It is a transcript of the gene CASP3, whose product is annotated as caspase 3. Gene Ontology annotation, molecular function: cysteine-type endopeptidase activity. Gene Ontology annotation, cellular component: cytoplasm. The record is from RefSeq and is a predicted model, not a curated record. Gene Ontology annotation, biological process: positive regulation of neuron apoptotic process; proteolysis; apoptotic process. NCBI's taxonomy places the organism in Eukaryota, Metazoa, Chordata, Hyperoartia, Petromyzontiformes, Petromyzontidae.
AUGGCUGAUAAAGAAGACAAGAGUAGCCCAUCCACGACGGAGGAGCUCAAGAAUUCUGGAGCGGAUGGUGGUGAUGGAGUCGCCCUGCACGACGCCACUGAUGCGUACCCUUGCCGUAGCGACAGGGGCAUCCCUUUCUUGCAAAGCAAGACCGGUAAAAGAAAGGAGGAAAAAAUGGAGGUGGAUCAAGAAGGACUCUCGGAUUCAGUGGCUUAUAACAUGAACUACUCUAAUGUGGGAUAUUGUGUGAUCAUCAACAACAAGACAUUUGAUCAGAGAACAGGAAUGGGUGAAAGAACUGGCACAGAUGUGGAUCGAGAUAUGCUUGAAAAACAAUUCAAAGAUCUCGGAUUUCAAGUGGAAGUGAAAAACAAUAUGAAAAGAAAAGAGAUGGUCUCGUAUAUUACGGAAGUUGCGGAGAAGGAUCACCGGCAAUGUGCAUGCUUCGUGUGUAUCCUGCUGAGCCACGGGGAUGAGGGAGUCAUCUACGGCACAGACGAUUAUUUGCCCAUUCGCGAUCUCACCACCCCCUUCCGCGGAGACCUGUGCCGCCAUCUUGUCGGCAAACCCAAGCUCUUCUUCAUACAGGCAUGCCGCGGGACAGAGUUUGAUGAGGGGGCGACCACGUGCGCGGAUAAUGAUGUGGAAACCGAUUCCGACUCAAUAUCUCGCCAAACCAUCCCAGUGGAGGCAGACUUCCUCUACUGCUACUCGACUGUGCCUGGCUACUACUCGUGGCGUAACGUCGCCACGGGGUCGUGGUUCGUGCAGGCGUUCUGCAAGGUCCUCAAAGAGAGCGCCAAUUCUAAUUUGGAGUUGAUGCAGCUGCUCACGCGAGUCAACCGGAAAGUGGCAUAUGACUACAUUUCGUUCUCAAGCGACACGCGCUUCUCCGGCAAGAAGCAAAUCCCCUGCAUUGUCUCCAUGCUCACGAAGGAGUUUCACUUCCCAUCGCCCCGCUAGGAGCAUUGUCACGAAACUUCAACCCCAUGUGUGGCGCUACAAGUGUGCAAAGGGAUGAACUGAUAUGGUAUAUUGAUAUGUUUAAUUCAAUGAAAGGGUGUGCUGUAAGCCAGUGGGCAUGAUUUUUUUAAAAAUAAUAAUUCUUAAACGUUUAGUACCGCUGAGGUUGUUCCUUUAAAUUGAAUGGUUUACUUAGCAACUCGGUUAUAUGCUACAUGAAAAAGAUGUCAGAUUUUUUUCUGAUGUGACCUUUUAAAACUGUAUCUCAGGUUAAGAAGGCUUUUUGUAAAACAUUCUAUACAGUUCAAUAAAAGCGUUGUAUUUGACAUUCCUAGGUGUUCCACUGUUUUAUUUGGUUUAUACUCCGCAUUAAAUGAUCACUGGGUCGAUAUUGAGUUAGGUUAGCGUGAAUAGUGUCACAUUUUUCCAAGUCAUCAUGAAUAACAAAUGUGCAUUAUUUCCAAGUUGUUAUUGUGCAAGGCACAAUGAUAACUUGCAUGCUUGUCCAAUACCACAAGGUGCCAUUGACAAUUAUAACAACCGCCAUUCACCAUUACGUGGUGGUGACGUCACCACGGUGCUUGUGCCAGGCUGUCUGGGACCCAAAGAGAGGACCCUAACAAAACAAAAUACUUUAGCCAGUCCUCUGCCAACUUACUUGGGAGGCAUUUCCUGUUAGUGGAUUAUAUUGCGUAUUUAAGGGUAGAAACAUAUUACCUAUUCCACACCAACAUUUCUGGUUUCAAGAAGCACCAAAUUUAAGGAGCACCGUUUUUGAGUAAAACCACAUUGUUAUCAAAUGCAGGUUCUUGCUCGUGUUUUUCUCACGCCGCUUUGCUGAUAAUAUCCACAAUGAAUGCCUUGUGUACAUGUAUGCUUUUAUGGUUAUGAAAUAUAUCCUACAAUGUAAUUUCCCGCAUGUGUUAUUUUGAGACAAAUGCAUGCAUUUUGAAAGAGCCUUCAUUAUUAACUUUUGCAGAGUAGUUUCUUUUUGCGAAUUUGUUUCAAUGAAAAUACACUGAUCUAGUAAUGUUUUGUAAUGAUUCAUAAUUGGUUUCUGUUUGGUUGGGUCAUCAUGUUAAUGUGUCGUAAACCCUCCUCCACCGGACCCAACCAAUUGAUUAAAGUGUCGCUUGAAACAAACGUGGGCAAAUGUGUCACUACUUCAACAGCGCCACCACCAGUGUUGUUUUUAUAGAGACAUCUCACAACACUUCAAUGGGUGCGACGUUUGGCUGGAGAUUUCAUCCAGUAUCAUCAGGUUAUUACGAGUUUACAACGCCACUAGUGGUGCUGCUGCUGAAUCGGUCAUACAUUUCACAUGUUUGAUUCACGUGACACCUUUAUUAAUUGGUCGUGUCGGGUGGAGGAGGAUUUACGGCACAUUUUUACACGAUGACAUGACCCAAAGGGAGCCAAUUAUGAAUAAUAUUGGUAUUGAAAGCCUAUGGAUAAAAUUGUGUAAUCUUUUUUACGUAUGUAAAUGGUUUGGCACAAUAAAACUUUUUUCACAUGUUUAA